Messenger RNA from Dromiciops gliroides (monito del monte), 2985 nucleotides. It is a transcript of the gene CHRNA3, whose product is annotated as cholinergic receptor nicotinic alpha 3 subunit. The coding region runs from base 276 to 1592 and encodes 438 amino acids. Gene Ontology annotation, cellular component: synapse; neuron projection; postsynaptic membrane. Gene Ontology annotation, biological process: monoatomic ion transmembrane transport; regulation of membrane potential; chemical synaptic transmission. Gene Ontology annotation, molecular function: transmembrane signaling receptor activity; acetylcholine-gated monoatomic cation-selective channel activity. The record is from RefSeq and is a predicted model, not a curated record. NCBI's taxonomy places the organism in Eukaryota, Metazoa, Chordata, Mammalia, Microbiotheria, Microbiotheriidae. The transcript is spliced from 7 exons.
CAGAUUGACAGACGGACGGGACCAUGGACACCGGUGGCGCGGGACUCGGCUUCCUCCUGGCCGGCCUGGCCUUCCUGCUCACAGCUCUGAGUGUGCUUUUUAUGUGAUUCAUUAACAAACCUCAGUUGUUUGGCUACCUGAAGAAAAGAUAAGUGGGGGCUGGAGGCUCUGACGCAGAGCAUCGCCUGUUCGACAGGCUGUUUGAGGACUAUAAUGAGAUCAUCCGGCCAGUGGCCAAUGUGUCUGACCCAGUCAUCAUCCAUUUUGAGGUGUCUAUGUCCCAACUGGUAAAAGUGGAUGAAGUCAACCAGAUUAUGGAGACCAACCUCUGGCUGAAACAUAUCUGGAAUGACUACAAGCUGAAGUGGAAUCCAGCAGACUACGAUGGGGCUGAGUUCAUGCGUGUGCCCUCUCAGAAAAUAUGGAAGCCUGACAUCGUACUAUACAAUAAUGCAGUUGGGGAUUUCCAAGUUGACGAUAAGACCAAGGCCUUGUUGAAAUACACCGGAGAAGUCACCUGGAUCCCUCCCGCCAUCUUUAAGAGUUCCUGCAAAAUAGACGUGACUUACUUCCCAUUUGACUACCAAAACUGCACCAUGAAGUUUGGUUCCUGGUCCUACGAUAAAGCUAAAAUCGACUUGGUUCUGAUUGGCUCCUCUAUGAACCUCAAGGACUACUGGGAAAGUGGCGAAUGGGCCAUCAUCAAUGCCCCUGGGUACAAACACGACAUCAAGUACAACUGCUGUGAAGAGAUUUAUCCCGACAUCACUUACUCUCUCUACAUUCGGCGUCUGCCUUUGUUUUACACCAUCAACAUGAUCAUUCCAUGCCUCCUGAUCUCUUUUCUGACAGUGCUGGUGUUCUAUCUGCCUUCCGACUGUGGGGAGAAAGUGACCCUCUGCAUCUCGGUCCUCUUGUCCUUGACUGUCUUCCUCUUGGUGAUCACCGAAACCAUCCCGUCCACUUCUCUGGUCAUUCCCUUGAUCGGAGAGUACCUCCUGUUCACCAUGAUUUUUGUCACCCUGUCUAUCGUCAUCACCGUCUUUGUUCUCAAUGUACACUACCGCACGCCCAAGACUCAUACGAUGCCCCAGUGGGUGAAGACCAUAUUCCUUAACUGGCUGCCCAAAAUCAUGUUCAUGGCCAGGCCUGCCAGCAGCGAGGAGGCUUCCCAGAAGUCCAGGCCGUUCUCCAGUGCUGAGCUCUCCAACCUCAACUGCUUCCGGGGUACGGAGACAAAAUGCUGCAAGGGGGGCUCGACUUGCCAAGAUGGGACGUGUGGUGUCUGCCGCCACCAGAGGGUCAAGCUCUCCAACCUGAGCUCCAACCUCCCAAGGAGCUCCAGCUCAGAAUCUGUGGAUGCUGUGCUUUCCUUCUCGGUUAUGUCCCCAGAAAUGAAAGAUGCGAUUGAGAGCGUCAAAUACAUUGCUGAAAACAUGAAGGCGCAGAAUGAGGCCAAGGAGAUUCAGGAUGAUUGGAAAUAUGUCGCCAUGGUUAUCGACCGCAUUUUCCUGUGGGUUUUCAUUCUGGUCUGCAUUUUAGGAACAGCAGGACUGUUCUUGCAACCUCUGAUGACUGGGGAUGAGGUGUAGCAGCAGGGCAACACAGAUCAGGAAGGUCGCUCUGACGCUCCCUGCCAAAGCUUAACCUGCCACUGUUCAUUGCCCUCUAUCUUUCUUUAAAGGAAUAGGUGUCGCCCUGGGUGCCAAUGUAAUCCACACCCCUCCUUUGUGUUUGACUAGUAAACUUUCCUUUUUAACUUACCCACUUAAUACCUUCACACCACUUUCACCCAGGAAUGCACCAAGCAAGAAGACAGUGUAUUGACAUGUUUAUCCCUUAUGACAGUGUGGAUAGCCAAAUUUUAUAAAUGAUGAAACAUGGGGGAAAUAACAAAUAAAAACUGGAAAGCCUAAUUCUUCUACGUGGGAGCUAUGUAUACUCAGCGUAAUUCAAUUAAGUAUUAAGUGAAAAACACUGGGGGUACAAGGAUGAAAAAGCAGUUUCCAUCUUCAAAGAGCUUACCUUUUAGUAGGGGGCCAAGUUAUGUGCAUAAAUAAACAAAGGAUCAGAGAUAGAGACCCAAAAGGGGUUUAGGCAAUAACAAAUCACAGAUUUAAAGCUGGAAAGGAUCUAUGCGUCCAACCCUCACUGAACAAUAAACAAACAAAAAUCCCCAGAGUAAAUGCUCUUUAUAGUCUUACAAAUUUCCUGGGGCACAGAGCUUGAGUGACUUGUCCAGGGUCAGUCAGGUAGUGUUUGAGGUUCCCUGGCAUCCAGGGAGGUUACCUGGAAAGAGGCUUAAAGGAUGAGAGUACAGAUCUUGCCACUUACUACAUCAAUUUCCUUCUCUGUAAAAUGAAGGAUUUGGACAAGACAUCUCUGUGGUCUUUUCAGCUCUGAGUCUACAAUUCUCUCAUUUAAAACAAGGAACAAAGGGGAAUAUUUGGUGGGAUAAGAACUGAAUACAGCCCCCCGCCUUUGCUGGUAUUAAUCAAUCAACCAAUCUUCCACCUCGACAGGAAUUUUUUAAGCUUCUCUCAGGUUCUAGCCCCUACAUCUGUUUGGUGCUGGCGAUUAGACCACGAUGGGCCUAUCCCUACCUUCAGGAAGCUUACAUUUUCCAUGAGGGCCUUCAUAAGGGAGAACUGUUGUAUAUGGAAAUUCACAUCCAUGAAACAGAUUACACCAGGAGCAAUUAUUCACUUUCCCAAAAGGUCCUAUUUGAUUCAACAAGCAUUCUGUUAGCAUCUCAUGUGUGCAUUUCAAAAACGCUUUAUCUUAGGAUUCCUUCUUUUCUGUAAAUGAAUUGCAAGCUUAUUUAGAAAAAGAUUUGCUCCACAAACACUCCAUUCACCCAAGAAAUGUCAGGAAUUUCCCUUUUGUCCAAAGUGGAGUUCAGCUCUGCUUUUUUUACACAACUCCUUUCCUGCCAAAAACAAUUCAAAUGUUUCUUAACUGUUUGGGGGCUGAACUCUCCUUGGA